AAUAAUAAUAAAAGCGCAGAGAAAUUUUGGUAUCUCAUUUAUCAAUAAAUUCCCGACAGUUUCUCAAAGAUUCCAAAAGAUUUAUAGCCGACGCAACCCACGCGACAGUUCGUUCCCGUUCAUAGGGAAUUUUCUUGAUUUUCGCGUCAGUCAACUAAUGAAAUUCAAAUGAAAGCAAUUUGAUUUAUUGCAAAGUGCACAACAUUUGGCCCACAUUCAUUCAAGUGCUAAACUCUAAACUAACAAACCAAACAAAGACGAAAGUUCAAACCCAAAUCGUAAUCGAAAUCGUAUUCGGAACAGUGGAUCAUUUCCAGCAGUCAAAUCGACGGCGCUAGCAAGUGGAUUAACUUGAAUUCCUUUCUACAUAACGAGAGCAUCGCAGCGCGCUUCGCAGCCGCCGCAGAGCUCAGGAACAGCUGCAAUUUGGAUCUGCUUUCGCCACAGUUGGAAGAUACCGGCCUCAAGACGACGACAUUCUUGCAACACUUUAAGGACGUCGUCACGACGAAGUUCAACGGCAGGGAUCAUCAUUUGCCGCCACUGCAUCCCGCGCAUCCAGCGCACCAGCAGUCCGCGCUGCAUCAUCACCAUCAGCCGCACCAGGCUGUCGCCCAGAGCUUUUCCACCAUUUUUCCGACAUAUUUAGGCAUGGACCGCGCCGGUGCCGGCGGCUGUGGUGCUGCUGGCGGCGGCCUGGGCGUCGUCACCAGCUCGGCCACCGCCCUCGGCCCGGGCGGCAUUGCGGGCGGCGGCGGUGGCGGCGGCCUGGUCAGCGGUGCGCUCAACGGCCUGGAGGCCAUGUCCGCCGAAUCGACUGGCCUCUGCCUGCAGGACUUGGUCAGCGCGGGCACCGCCAAUGGCGCCGGCUCGGCGGGCUCGGCGGAGAGCGCCACCACCACAAGCACAGCGCUGAGCAGUGGCAGCUCCACGGUCAACGGUGGCGGCAGCAGCGCCUCCGGCGCCGAGCAUCUGCACAGCCAUCACAGUCUCCACGACUCCAGCUCCUCGGUCAGCAUCUCACCCGCCAUCUCGAGCCUGAUGCCCAUCAGCAGUCUCAGUCACUUGCAUCACACGGCCGCCGGUCAGGAUCUGGUCGGCAGCUAUCCGCAGCAUCCGCAUCAUGCCGUUGUGCCGCCGCACACACCGAAGCACGAGCCGCUCGAGAAACUCAGAAGUUUAUUCUUUUCAGUUUGGGCCGAAACCGGUGAUUUUCGUGAUAGUCAUAGCUCCAUGACCGCCGUAGCAAAUAGUUUGGAUAGCACACACCUAAAUAACUUUCAAACUUCGUCAUCGUCAAGCCUAGCGAAUCGAAGUCGGGAUCGCAAAGAUGGCAAUCGCAGCGUCAAUGAGACCACAAUUAAAACGGAGAACAUAUCAAAUUCUGGACACGAUGAGCCGAUGACAACCAGCGCCGAUGAGCCAAAGAACGAUAAGAAGAACAAACGGCAGCGGCGACAGCGCACCCAUUUCACCUCCCAGCAGCUGCAGGAGCUGGAGCAUACGUUCAGCCGUAACCGCUAUCCGGACAUGUCGACGCGCGAGGAGAUCGCCAUGUGGACCAAUCUAACCGAGGCCAGAGUUCGGGUGUGGUUCAAGAACCGACGGGCCAAGUGGCGCAAGCGCGAGCGGAAUGCAAUGAACGCGGCUGUGGCGGCGGCUGACUUCAAGUCCGGCUUUGGCACACAGUUCAUGCAGCCGUUUGCCGACGAUUCGCUGUAUACGUCAUAUCCGUACAACAACUGGACGAAGGUACCGUCGCCGCUGGGCACCAAGCCGUUCCCCUGGCCGGUCAAUCCGCUCGGCUCGAUGGUGACCAGCAAUCAUCACCAGAACUCGGUUAACUGCUUCAAUACGGGCGCCAGCGGCGUGGCCGUGAGCAUGAACAACUCAAUGCUGCCGGGCACCAUGGGCUCCACGCUGACCAACACAAAUGUGGGCGUGGGCGCUGCACCCUGUCCGUAUACAACACCCGCCAAUCCGUAUAUGUAUCGCGCCGCCGCCGAGCCCUGCAUGAGCAGCAGCAUGUCCUCGAGCAUUGCCACAUUGCGGCUGAAGGCGAAGCAGCAUGCCACCGGGUUCAGUAGCCCCUAUUCGGCGCCAUCGCCAGUGUCGCGCUCCAACUCCGCCGGACUGUCCGCCUGCCAGUAUGGCGUGACCGAUGUUGUCUGAGAAAACGCACUCGGUGCUCU
This is a messenger RNA of Drosophila navojoa, 2192 nucleotides long. RefSeq names its product pituitary homeobox homolog Ptx1 (gene Ptx1). The record is from RefSeq and is a predicted model, not a curated record. Lineage: Eukaryota; Metazoa; Arthropoda; Insecta; Diptera; Drosophilidae. Gene Ontology annotation, cellular component: nucleus. Gene Ontology annotation, biological process: anatomical structure morphogenesis; regulation of transcription by RNA polymerase II. Gene Ontology annotation, molecular function: DNA-binding transcription factor activity, RNA polymerase II-specific; RNA polymerase II cis-regulatory region sequence-specific DNA binding.